Molecule: messenger RNA, 1834 nt
Organism: Neltuma alba
Lineage: Eukaryota; Viridiplantae; Streptophyta; Magnoliopsida; Fabales; Fabaceae
Product: cytochrome P450 CYP82D47-like
Exons: 2
Coding region: 43-1641 (532 amino acids)
Molecular function (GO): iron ion binding; oxidoreductase activity, acting on paired donors, with incorporation or reduction of molecular oxygen; heme binding
Source: RefSeq, a predicted model, not a curated record
AAGGAGCCAUAACCACUAACCAGCACCAGAGAUACAGUGGCCAUGGACCUGACAGUCUCCACUCAAUCAACCCUUCCGUUUGCCAUCCUUGGAUUCUUUCUCUUUCUCUAUGCUAUCUUCUCCGUAUCAAGAAGCCGCAGAAACAAAACUACGCAUAGAAAACCACCACCAGAAGCAGGCGGUGCAUGGCCUGUGUUUGGGCACCUCCACCUCUUAGGCGGGCCAGAGCCACCGCACAUAGCCUUAGGCAAGAUGGCCGACAAAUACGGACCAAUCUUCUCCCUAAGGCUCGGGGUUCACCCAACCUUGAUUGUGAGCAGCUGGGAGAUCGCCAAGGAAUGCUUCACCGUCAACGACCGAGCCUUCGCCGGCCGUCCCAAAAUCUUAGCCUUCGAAAUUUUGGGCUACAACUUUGGCAUGUUCGGCACCAGUCCCUACGGACCCUACUGGCGUCACAUUCGCAAGAUCGCCACCCUCGAGGUCCUCUCCAACCAUCGCCUGGAGAUGCUCAAACAUGUGCGAGAGUCCGAGGUUAAGUCGGCCAUGAAAGAUACGUACGACCGUUGGAUGGAGUCGAAGAAUAAUGAAGGCGGUGGGAAUUCGCAAUCAGUGUCUCUUUCAUGUGAGAUGAAGAAAUGGUUUGGGGAUAUAGCCUUCAGUGUUGUGCUUAGAAUGGUCGCGGGGAAACGCUUAGAUGAGACUGAAGAGAACAAAACGGCACGAAGAGCACUGAGGGAGUUCUUCAAACUGGCCGGAGAAUUCGCGAUAUCAGAUGUGUUGCCGUAUUUGAGGUGGCUGGAUUUGGGUGGCCAAGAGAAGGCCAUGAAGAAGACGGCCAAAGAGUUGGACCAAUUUAUUCAGUUUUGGUUGGAUGAACACAGACGCAAGAGGGACGCCGGUUCAGGGAAAGCCGAGCCUGAGCUCGGUGACUUCAUGGACGUGCUUCUUUCCAUAGUUGAUGAGGCUGAAAUGAUCGACGGCCACGAUGCUAAUACUAUCAUUAAAGCUACAAGCCUGGCCCUGAUUCUGGGCGCGACAGACACAACAACAGUGACACUAACUUGGGCUGUAUCUUUACUUCUGAACAAUUCUCAACUCCUAAAGAAGGCAGUACAUGAAUUAGACACGCAGGCUGGGAGAGAAAGAUUAGUAGUGGAUUCAGACCUCAAGAACCUGCCUUAUCUUCAAGCAAUCAUCAAGGAAACCAUGCGUCUGUACCCAGCCGCACCACUAAGUGUGGUGCACGAAUCUGUGCAAGAUUGUGCUGUGGCUGGCUAUCACGUACCCUCUGGCACGCGUCUUUUGACCAACCUUUCAAAACUCCAUCGAGACCCACGAGUAUUUGAAGAUCCACUGGAGUUUCGGCCAGAGAGAUUCCUCAGUACCCACAAGGAUUUAGGCUUAAGAGGCCAGAAUUUCGAGUUCAUUCCCUUUGGAGCUGGCAGAAGAAUUUGUCCUGGAAUCUCAUUUGCUCUCCUAAUGAUGCAACUCGCGCUUGCUAAUCUGUUGCAUGGCUUUGAUAUUGCAAGCCCUGAUAACCAACCGGUGGACAUGCGAGAACAAGUUGGGCUCACCAGCAUGAAAGCCUCACCACUUCAUGUGCUUCUUACCCCACGUCUCCCUCCUCAUCUCUAUGGAUAAAACCAGACAUUGAGGGAGGAUCAAGCAACAAUAAUAGCACCUGCAUAUUAACUGCAUAUAUCCGUAUAUUUGAGAUAUGCAGUAUUAAUAAACAAACACCUCUCUCGUAUAUUUCUCUCUCAACAUAUAACCAAACUAAUAUAUAAUGAAGGAUAUGUAGUCUAGAGAACCCAAGAGCAGAAUAAGUCAAUAG